Molecule: messenger RNA, 404 nt
Organism: Mya arenaria
Lineage: Eukaryota; Metazoa; Mollusca; Bivalvia; Myida; Myidae
Exons: 3
Coding region: 57-380 (107 amino acids)
Source: RefSeq, a predicted model, not a curated record
CACGAACGUCGUUCAAUACGAGAUUUUGAGAUAAACUUGUGAUAUUUGCAAUAGGAAUGCAUAAUUCGUGGAUAAGAAUAGUCCGACAGGUGAACUACCGGCGGUCAUUCCCGACACCAACCUCGGCACGUGUAGAAAUUCCCUGUAUCCCGUAUGAGGCUUUUGACCACACAGGCAACGUGACACCGAAGGGUCUGCUGAGCUUAAUUGAGUCAAUCACGGCGUGUACGUUUUGGCGUAACACAAGUACUAGCGAGCCUGAGCGAUGCUUUUUGAAAAUUCAUGAUCUCUUGGAGAAUCAUUUAAUGUUCAUGGCGUCCGUCCGUCUGACAAUAACAGACCGGUCGUUGUAUGAUUCGACAGUAGUAAAGCAGCCGUAAUAUUCUAUAUUUAGUCUAACAAAU